AAGCCAAGGCGCCCAUAGUGUAAAGAAGGCUGAAGUAGAGUAGGGUUUAUCUGACAUUUCUACAUUGACUCAUUUCUUCCUCAUACGCAGUAUUUCACCAACAACCAAACACCACCAUCGUUCCCAUGGAGCAAGUAGACGAAGAAUCAUCCAAAUCCAUCAGCAAGAAAGCGGCCAAGAAGGAGGCCGCUAAGCAAGAGAAGUUACGCCGCCGCCAGGAAGCUGCAUUAGCCUCCGCCGCCGCAUCGAUCACCAUUGAGGAGCAGGAAGAUCCAUUGGCUGUCAAUUAUGGUAAUGUAGCUCUUAACGAGCUACAGUCGAAGGAGGAGACGGAUCUCACCGAGUGGACCAGAGUCGGGGACCUAAACGAGGAGUUGAAGGAUAAGGAAGUGUUGAUAAGGGGCCGCGCGCAGACGACUCGUGCUGUGGGUAAGAACAUGGCCUUUGUGGUGGUUAGACAGAAGGGAUUCACCGUGCAGUGUGUUGUUACUGUUCAGCCUGACUUCGUUAGCCGGCAGAUGGUGAAGUUUGUUGCCGGGUUGAGCCGUGAGUCCAUUAUCGAUGUUCGAGGCCUGGUUUCUGUCCCUUCUGUACCCAUUAAAGGCACUACACAGCAGGUUGAAGUUGAAGUCAGGAAACUGCAUUGUAUUAGCAAAGCUAUGCCAACUUUACCCAUUAAUAUUGAGGAUGCAGCUAGAAGUGAGAAAGAAAUUGAGGAAGCUUUGCAGGCUGGAGAACAGCUUGUUCGUGUUAAUCAGGAUACACGUUUGAAUUAUAGGGUUCUGGACAUGCGAACACCUGCUAACCAAGGAAUUUUUCAUAUUCAGCAUGAAGUUGGCAGUAUAUUUAGGAAAUUUUUGGAAUCAGAAGGCUUUGACGAAAUUCAUACUCCAAAAUUGAUAGCAGGAACCAGUGAAGGUGGUUCUGCUGUAUUUAAACUGGACUACAAAGGACAACCUGCAUGCUUGGCACAGUCACCUCAACUUCACAAGCAAAUAGCCAUUUGUGGUGAUAAAGAGCGUGUUUUUGAGGUUGGUCCUGUUUUCAGGGCAGAAGACUCUUACACUCAUAGGCAUCUAUGUGAAUUUGUCGGUCUUGAUGUUGAAAUGGAGAUUAAGAAGCACUACUCUGAGGUAAUGGGUAUUGUUGAUCGAUUAUUUGUCACAAUGUUUGAUCAUUUGAAUGAGAAGUGCAAGAAGGAACUUGAUGCUGUUCGGAGACAAUAUCCCUUUGAACCUCUGAAGUACUUGCGAAAGACUCUACGGCUAAGAUUUGAAGAAGGGGUUCAAAUGCUCAAGGAGGCAGGAGUGGAAAUCGAUCCUUAUGGGGACUUGAACACAGAAUCAGAGAGAAAGUUGGGCCAGCUAGUUUUAGAGAAGUACGGGACUGAAUUCUACAUUCUUCAUCGCUAUCCUUUGGCUGUUAGACCAUUCUACACCAUGCCGUGCUAUGAUGAUGCAAAGUACAGUAAUUCAUUUGAUGUCUUUAUUCGAGGUGAGGAAAUAAUUUCCGGAGCUCAACGUGUGCAUGUACCAGAGUUGCUGGAAGAACGUGCAAAGGCAUGUGGUAUUGAUGUCAGUGCAAUAACAACAUACAUCGAUUCUUUCAGGUAUGGUGCGCCUCCACAUGGUGGAUUUGGAGUGGGGCUAGAGCGUGUGGUAAUGUUAUUCUGUGGCCUGAACAACAUUCGCAAAGCAUCUCUUUUCCCUCGUGACCCACUCAGGCUAGCCCCUUGAUUUGUUUCAACAGCGCAUCAUGCUCUGUUUUGCUUUGCUAAGUUUCUAUAUUCAACUUUCUCCUCCUGGUAGAUCAGGCUACAAAACUUGCCCAAAAAAAAAAAAAUAUUUGAGCCUUCCCUGAGAAGAUAAUUUCUUCUUACUGCUAUGCAAUGUGAUGUGAAUUGGGAAGGUUUAUUUCAAGCUAUUUGAAAUGAGGGGGUGCCAAUUAAACCUCUGUCUGCAGUCUUUAUUGAACGUUAGUUCUUGGUUUCCUUUCACUUCACUUCAAUAUUUUUCAGCCUUAUCAAUGGAUAUUGAUAUUUAGUACCCU
Messenger RNA from Manihot esculenta (cassava), 2049 nucleotides. Its product is annotated as aspartate--tRNA ligase 2, cytoplasmic. Lineage: Eukaryota; Viridiplantae; Streptophyta; Magnoliopsida; Malpighiales; Euphorbiaceae. The transcript is spliced from 10 exons. Gene Ontology annotation, cellular component: cytoplasm; aminoacyl-tRNA synthetase multienzyme complex; cytosol. Gene Ontology annotation, molecular function: aspartate-tRNA ligase activity; RNA binding; ATP binding. The coding region runs from base 126 to 1736 and encodes 536 amino acids. The record is from RefSeq and is a predicted model, not a curated record. Gene Ontology annotation, biological process: aspartyl-tRNA aminoacylation.